Rhincodon typus (whale shark) is the source of this 981-nucleotide messenger RNA. Its product is annotated as complement decay-accelerating factor-like. The record is from RefSeq and is a predicted model, not a curated record. Lineage: Eukaryota; Metazoa; Chordata; Chondrichthyes; Orectolobiformes; Rhincodontidae. Bases 232 to 600 code for a protein of 122 amino acids. The transcript is spliced from 4 exons.
CCGCUCCUGGUGCUGUGGCGGGAAGUCCCUGGCACGCGGUGGGGGGCGAGAAUUUGAACGGAAAUUUAACGGCCAGGCCGGGACGUAAGGAGGCUGAGUGAUCAAUACCAGGAGAAGGGGAAAAAAAAGUAAUAAACCGUGUUAAACUCUAACGGGAAGGAUCUUCCUGGAGUUUUCCCUCCGAUUUCAGAAUCUCCUCGAAUAUUAGAAGAAAGGACGGAGGAUUCCGAAAUGUCGGAGCGGCUGGUCCUCGGUCUCCUGGCCGUCUGGGUGGCCCGGGUAACGGGUGACUGUGGCACACCUCCACGUUUGAAUAACGGUUCACCAACUGAUGCAUUUCUUGGUUUGAGCUCAUUUCCUUUGGGUACCAAGGUUACUUACAGAUGUUAUCCAGGUUAUACAUUCACCUCAGGAAGUAGAAGAUUUUCUACUUGUAACGCAGAUUCAACCUGGACAACAUUAAGGAGCACUUGUGAAAAACUAAUUUGUGGUAAUCCAGGGGAGAUUCUGAAUGGAUAUUAUGAAGCGUCUGAUGUAACUUUUGGAAGCCAAGCUAUGUUUUAUUGUGACCCUGGAAUUGAAGUGGGAGAGUGCAGAUGAAAACCAAUACCAAAGGUUGAAGAUCCUUAUGUUCUAGAGAUUCUACCAAUACUAGAAUGAUUGAUUGUGAAAUGUAACAUGCUGAAAAACAGUAAUGGGAAUUUCAAGGCUUGAUUAACCAGUGAACGUUUCCUUCUAACACAAGCAGCAUGCAAACUUCAUACUCUUGUAUUAUUGCAUCAUUUAAAUUGUACCAAUGUGCAUUGCAGUGUAUAUUUCUUUGAACAGUAUAAUCAUUCUUCAAAUGGAAUGUUGUAUUUUGUUUUAUUGCUCAAAUCCCUGAAAGGCAUUAUACCAUUAAGACAGCUAGAUCUCUCUGUUCAAUCAGUAGUCUGUUAAAGAAGCAAGCAGACAACCAGACUACUGUUCAGUCUGUUAGUC